Molecule: messenger RNA, 2232 nt
Organism: Aspergillus fumigatus Af293
Lineage: Eukaryota; Fungi; Ascomycota; Eurotiomycetes; Eurotiales; Aspergillaceae
Source: RefSeq, a predicted model, not a curated record
AUGCUUUUGGAAAGCUCUCUUAUGGUUGAAAGACGGGGCGCAUGCGUACGAAGCCAGCCUUCCCUUCCCCAUUGUCCGUUACAAAGCGAAGUCUUACGAUUGACUCGAUGCCUUCGGCGUACCAGAUCCACCGAGGAAUUCUCGUACUUUACCCUACGCAAGAAGGAGACUGAGAAGGCGCCCGCAACGUCAUUGUUUGGAAUCGCCUGUUCACGACAGCUCGACUCGAACCUGCUUAUCAACCGUCCUGCGGAUGUGACUAGAUCAACUGUACAAAAGGCGGUCGUCGUUAUUACGGACACCCCUCAGAGCGUGGGGCAACUGAGGGAGAAGCUCUCUGUCGUGACUUCGGCUUGGUUCGCGCAGCGGUACGUUGAAAAUAUCCAUGUCUGCGUUAAGGACUUCUCGGACAUCGACAUCCUGAAGGUUGGCUUGAUACUUGCAUUGUGCCUCUCUCUGCGGGAGAUGAUACACGAGUUCAAGUACCAGACUCUUGUAUUGUUCAAAGCUCUACUUCUACAGCCAAAGAUGCUCUUCUUCGGCUCACGAUGCGAGCGUUUAUGCAUGAUUCAGUUCUCACUUAUCUCACUGAUCCCGGGCCUGAUAAAUAGCCUGCAGGAUUGUGCUGAUCCAGCGGCUGAUAGCUACGCGCAGACUGUUGGGAAACCAACCUCCUUGAAGACGAGUGAUAGGACAUCCUGUAUCAUGUUUGGACCAUAUACACCACUUCAGCAGCUGGAUCUGCUGGCGGAUCAUGGAACCAAGUCUUACGUUGUUGGAUCCACGAACUCUCUCCUUUUACAACAGAAAGAUCGUUACAGCGACAUAUUGAUUAAUCUUGACGAGGACGUUAUCACUAUCUCAUCACCCUCCCUUCGAAGCGCCCUGGUUCUCUCCACCGCCGACAGGCGCUGGAUUGACCUCCUUACACAGAUCAUAAACGACACCUGGGAUGAAUCACAUCCUCAGCGACCGAAGGAUCACGGAUACAUGGGUUCCGAAGAGUUCAUCAGACUCCAAUUUGAGGAGUAUCUACUUGCAUUGCUGUCCUCCAUGAAAUACCACGAGGAGCUGCAUUCUUGUAGUAGCGGUGAAUCUGGUCAGAGGAGUAGGGCGCAGUUAGAAGCAUACAAUAUCGAGGGUGAUCCGGCUUUGGACUUCAAUCCGGAUUUCCUGGCACACUGGCAAACUACUUCCAAUUAUGCCUUAUUUAAACGCUUAACGUCCGAUGCUCUUUUAUUCUCAAUCGUUGAGCCUCGUCAUCCCUGCGCGGGUGGUCUCACCAUAGAGGACGUUCAGCGGCGGCUAUCGCAACAGGUUGCGGAGCUUCACCUGGACGAGCGGGUGCGUGAAAGCCGCGAGGCUCUCAACAGACAUCUCGCAACCGGUCAGAAGAAAGUCAGCGCUGCAUUCAACAGUUUUUGGGCAGAUAUCGAGGCGAUGCGGGAAGCACAACGGAAGCGGAAUGAGGAGAGAGCUCUUCAGUCGCAACGAUCUUCGAUGGAUCAACCUCGGCCGUCCUUAGAUACAGCGUCGGUCACUUCAGCCACAGGCUCCUGGUUUGGUGGGCGAAAAGCCCCCACUGUGGACAUCGCACAGGCGCAAGCGUCCGUCAACGCCGUGAGUCAGAAAGCUAGCGCAUAUCUUAGUUCAUGGAGCUCGUGGGCCAGCGAGAAACGCAAAGAAUGGCAGGAAAAGAAGGCGACUCCGUCAUCACCGUCCUCUAUCACCUCUCCUUCCACGCCUACAUUGUCUAGUAUAGUCGAAGAUGACGACCCGGAAAGAGGCCGACGCCGCUCUAUGCAGCAACAACGCCAAAGCGAAGAUUCAUCAGCUAACCUCUCACGGAGCGGGAGUCGACGGAAGAGAUGGAGCAAUAUCCUUCUGAGGCGGGAAAGCGGGGAUUUUGAACCCCCCAACGCCAAAGAAGACAGCAGCCCGGACAGCAGCGAACAGGGUCAGCCAUACCCAAAGUCGCCCUUGUCCCGAGGGACUUCAGUUGGCGAAGGCGACGUUGUGCAGUCAACUCAGCCCAAAUCCAUCGAACCUUCCACUGAAUCUCCAGUCAAAAAGGAGCCUGAAACAUCCAGGAUUUCUGAUAUCGUCGAGAAGCAACAGCUUGCAGACGAAGAAAUAGCAGACGGAUCAGGCUCACAUCGGUCAAGUGAUAAAGCACUGUCCGCCUCCGCCGAACCCGCAUCACCCAGCACAUCGACCUCUAAGUCCAACUAG